This is a messenger RNA of Funneliformis geosporum, 366 nucleotides long. The record is from the annotation of a GenBank genome assembly. NCBI's taxonomy places the organism in Eukaryota, Fungi, Glomeromycota, Glomeromycetes, Glomerales, Glomeraceae.
AUGCCAAACGAAAAAAAAAAUAAUCCGGAAUUGUUUAUUUGUUCUAGUUGCACCGAAAAAAAAAAUGUUAGAGAAUUAGCAAGCACAGUUCCACUUUACGAAUCUGAACCAGUAAAAACUUGUCGCGAAUGCUAUGACCGCUAUCAUAAUCCGCCCAAAGAAAAAAAAGAAAAGAAACUUUUUUUUUGUGCUUUUUGUCAAACUGAGGUUAUUUCAGUUCUUUAUCGAAUGAAAGUAGAUGUUUCUGAACCGAAUGAAUUAGGUUUAAAAAAAGGAAAAACUUAUAACUUUUGUUCCUCUUGUAAAAACAAAGUCGUAGAGUAUAAUAGUGGUCAAGAUGAUGAUGACGAAGAUUUAGGACCUUGA